Astyanax mexicanus (Mexican tetra) is the source of this 4948-nucleotide messenger RNA. RefSeq names its product polyunsaturated fatty acid lipoxygenase ALOX15B-like. Gene Ontology annotation, biological process: linoleic acid metabolic process; lipid oxidation. NCBI's taxonomy places the organism in Eukaryota, Metazoa, Chordata, Actinopteri, Characiformes, Acestrorhamphidae. Bases 795 to 2786 code for a protein of 663 amino acids. The record is from RefSeq and is a predicted model, not a curated record. Gene Ontology annotation, molecular function: protein binding; oxidoreductase activity, acting on single donors with incorporation of molecular oxygen, incorporation of two atoms of oxygen; iron ion binding. The transcript has 14 exons.
ACCAACAAAAGUCUGUUUGGAAGGAAAAAGUAUCAACUCAAUUUAACAUAAAGUGUAAAAGAAAAUAAAUGUUUCAAUUUGACAACCAAAAAUGUUUAUUACCCGGGUAACUGAAAAACAAUAGAAUACAAAUUCAGAAGUAUAGUAUUGAGGAAAAUGAGACAUCUUUGGAAAUAGAAUGUCUUUUAAAGUGAUCACAGUUUUCAGUUUCAGUCCAGGGGAUUCACUAUUGUUGAGCAGAUUCCUAUGACUAUGGAAAUCCAACCACAUUUAAUCUAACCACAAUUAAAUGCACUUUAUCUGGGUGGAGAGAUUUAUCUGGAUAGUUUUUUAUUUAUGAUGGUUUUGAUUGGUGUAUGUUUUGGUCACGCCUCUGAGAGAAAACAUUUAAAAGGCAUACAGAAGUCUUUCUUUUUCUCUUCAGCCCACUAGUAGAAGCUUCAGGUCAGUUCCAUUCUUUAACUCUUCUAUUUCCAAGAUAUCUAUGUAUUAGAAAUGAAACUAGAGUUGUAAUUAGAGCUGAGAUUUUUCUACCACAUUUUUUUCCAUAACAAUGAAUGGGGUGCAAAAAUGUAUGCUCCCCCACAAACCACCCUAACAGGGCCGCAUGAUGCUAGAAAAUAUAUAUUUUUUUCUGUUAUUAUGUAUUGAAGUAUUACAAAAGGCAAGGGUUUUCACCAGAUUUAAUAAGCUAAAAAGUCCUAAUAUUUUGCCAGUAGUGCAGGAAUAAUAUACCUUUUUACAGUGUCUUCAGUGUUCUCUCACACGUCUAACUGUGUAAGACCAGAGUGAUCAUGGUGGAGUAUAAGGUUGAGGUGUUGGACAGCACUGUCCUCACCCUGGACACCAUCUACAUCAGGCUGAUAGGCAGCGUCUGCAACAGUAAGCCCCAGGUUCUCCACAGCCCACUUUCAUCGGAGCGCACAGUCACAGUGUGCAGUGACAACAAUGUUGGCACCGUCCUGCUGGUAGAACUAGAGGCCAGGUCAGGCUUUCUGCAUUUCCUUAAGGACUGGUUCUGUGCCAAGCUGGUGGUGACCACACCUGAAGGAGAUGAAGUCGUCUUCCCCUGUUACCAGUGGCUGGACAGCAAAAAGCCAAUCGUCUCUCUCCGGAACAGCAAGGCUUCACUUGUCCAGAAUGAAACAGAAAUUACCCUUCGCUACCAAAGGCAACAGGAGCUCGAAGAGAGGCAGCAGAACUUCAGGUGGAAGAAAAAUUCAGAUUUACCCUCCAGCAUUGAUGCAGAUUCAGCUUCUAAUUUACCGAAUGAGGUCAGAUUCUCAUUCACUAAGGACAUGGAAAUGAUGUUCACCGCUGUGAAAGUACUGGCUGAGCUGGAGCUUGAGAGUUUGAUAGGCUGCUCAGAAUCAUGGCGCAGUUUCAACCAACUUCAAUCAAUCCUCCGUCACCCCAAACCCAACAAGGCUGGAGCUUACGUCCAGCAGCACUGGCAGGAAGAUGAGUUCUUCGGCUAUCAGACGCUCAAUGGAUUGAACCCCAUGCUGAUUGAGCGCUGCACCAAGCUGCCCAGCAAUUUUCCCGUCACUGAGGACAUGGUCAGGUCUUCUUUGGAGGGGAGCAGUUUGGAGACGGAAAUGACGAAAGGAAAUAUCUUCCUCUGUGAUUAUAAACGCCUGAAGGGAUUUAAGGGAAAUAAGAUUGAUGGGAAACAGCAGUAUCUGGCUGCUCCACUCUGCCUGCUCUACAGCACCCCUGAGAAAACUCUCAAACCCAUCGCUAUACAGUUGCUCCAGAAGCCGGAUAAAAACAAUCCCAUCUUCCUGCCCACUGACUCCCAGUGGGAUUGGCUCUUGGCAAAGAUCUUUGUGAGGAAUGCAGAAUUCCACGAACAUGAGCUCAACUUCCACCUGCUGCGUACUCACCUGCUGGCUGAGGUUUUCACCAUCGCAACCCUCCGCAACCUGCCAUCAGCUCACCCGCUGUACAAGCUCCUGAAGCCCCACACUCUCUACACACUGCAGAUCAACAUCAUGGCCAGACACCUGCUGAUUUCACCUGGAGGGAUUUUCGAUAAGUUCACUUCAAUAGGUCAGAAAGAUGCAGUCAAGACAUAUCUGCCCAAUGUCUUCUCCACCUUGACCUACAGCUCCCUCUGUCUUCCGGAAAAUAUCAAGGAGAGAGGUCUGGAGGACAUCCCCAACUACUUCUAUAGAGACGAAGCCCAAAAGCUCUGGGACAUCAUCAAAAAGUAUGCUGAUGGAGUUGUGAAGUGCUACUAUCUCAGCGCUGAGGACGUGAAGAAAGACUCAGAACUGCAGAACUGGAUCAGUGAAAUAUUUAACUUUGGAUUUCUGGGAAGAGAACAGAGUGGAAUUCCAAAGUCUUUCAGCACAGUGGACGAGCUCAUCAAGUUCGUGACGAUGGUGAUCUUCACGGUGUCGGCUCAGCACGCUGCGGUCAACAACGGCCAGUUUGAUUUCGGGGGCUGGAUGCCCAAUCUGCCGACCGCCCUCAGGCUCCCCCCACAAUGUAAGAAAGGUGUGACCACAGAGGAAACCAUAUUUCAAACCCUGCCUGACGUCACAAUCACCAUCCACGCCAUAGCUGUCCUUUAUCUGCUGAGCAAGAAGUCCUCUGACCACUACCAGCUUGGAAAUUUUAGGGAGGAGCUAUUCAGCGAGGCUGUACCAUGUGGCCAUAUUGAAGAAUUUCAGAAAGCUCUCAAAAUAUUACAGGAUGAAGAUGAAAACAAGAACCAGUCCCUUGAACCUGGCUACCUUUACUUAAACCCAACAACUGUGGAUAACAGUGUUGCUCUGUAGAAUGCUGGACUGACCAGUGGGGGUCUCUGACAGUUGCAUAUCCUUAUAUGCAGAUUGAGAGCCUGAAUUUAAUUUAACAUUUUUUUGUGUUUUGUGUAAGUGAUUAAACCUUACCUUUUUCUUAAGUCUUUUACAAUUGGUGUAGCAGACAAGAAUGCUGACACUAUAGCCUAAGGUUCACAAGUUCAAAUCCCACAUUAUGCCGCUUCACCACCAGCAGCCGGAGUCUAAGAGAGCACAAUUGGCUAUUCUCUCUCUUGGUGGGGUUGGUGGUACUCUCUCCCGUCAUUACUCCCAAAGAGUAUCAGAGUAGGCGUGCGCUGUUUCUCACCCUCCAGGAUCAGAAUUGGGAUUUUAAUCAAGAUUACUUGCUCAUUUUUAUUUCAGAGUAAAAUUUGUUUUACCCAAAAGUGUUUUCACACUGCAAUUGAAAUUUAAAUAUGGUCAUUAUUAAGACUUGAAUUUGGCAUCACCUGGCCAUUUCCUAAAGAUGGAUCUGAACAAGCCGAACAUAGCCGUAACAAUUUAAUUAAUCUGCAAAUUCAAUUUUUUCAGCCAAAUUUUUGCAUGGUGCUCCUUUCCUUUUUUUCACUCUAAAAUUGUAAUAUUUCACUAAUGCUGAUUAAACAAAAAUAAAAUAGUAUUUUAUCUUUACCUUAAUGUCUUAGAGAUCAGCUCAUCUUAUAAUCUUAUACUAUUCACAUUUUCAGUAAACAUGGCCAGGGGUGCCCAAACUUUUGCAUUCCACUGGAUUAAGUUGUUUUUCUUGAAAUGGGUUUAAUUUGAUUGUUUAAUUUAUAUACAUAUAUAUUUACAGUUAUGAGUGUGUAUUGAUUUGCAGUGGUUAGAAUAAACUCAUAUUCAAUUAUACUAAUACAAAAUCUAAAUCAGGGGAUGUAACUGCUUGUUUGCAAAAGUCUUCAAGAGUAUGUGCUUAGUAUGGGUGUAAACUUAAGCAUAAGAACAACUGUGAACACAGAACUGUGGUGUUUAUCAGGGCAGAAACAGAAUUAAGACCUGGUGAAGAUGGAUGGAGGUGAAAGUGGCCUGAGUAGACCGUAGAUGGAUGUGAGGGUGGCCUGAGUAGACAGUAGAUGGAGGUGACAGUAGAUGGAGGUGAGAGUGGCCUGAGUAGACAGUAGAUGGAGGUGACAGUAGAUGGAGGUGAGAGUGGCCUGAGUAGACAGUAGAUGGAGGUGACAGUAGAUUGAGGUUAGUAUAGCCUGAGUAGACAGUGGAUGGAGGUGACAGUAGAUGGAGGUGAGAGUGGCCUGGGAUGACAGUAGAUGGAGGUGAGAGUGGCCUGAGUAGACAGUAGAUGGAGAUUAGUAUAGCCUGAGUAGUCAGUAGAUGGAGGUGGCCAGGGCUUUUUCUCAGUACAUUAUAGGAAUACCACAAUAACACUGAUGACUGUGAAAAGUUUGACCUCUGUAAGCGUUUCAUAUGGUCGUACCAUUUAAUGAGACUUGCUAAAUGAGAAGAAAAACAUGGUAACAAUCAUGUUACUUACUUAUUCUUGUUGUGUAAUAUACCCAGUGUGCCUUGUGUAUGAAAAUUGACCAGAAAAUAAACGUUUAUUGAUAGUCAACCUUAUAAUCCAGGGCACAUUGUGUGAAAAAUACAGUAAGUAUAACAAAUACUGUCUUGUUCGUUUGUUUGUAUUAUUUAAUUUCUGACAAAGUUCCAAAAUAUAUAUUGUAUAGUGUAUAUUAAAAAUAUUUUUCUGGUAAGGUUGCAAGGCAACCAUAUUUGUAUAGUUUCAUACACAUUGGCAACACAUACAAAUACAAAGACAUAAAUAAAGAAAACAAAAGCAAUAAUGUUUAAAACAUCUUAAAAUGAAAGUUAAUUGAAUUGCUACUUGAAAAGAAAAGUAUUUUAUAAAACGAAAGAAAGAAAUUUAAACAUAUGAAUGAGGAAUAAAAUGCUUAAAAAUUGGUGCAUGCAAUGAACUGAUAUUCCACCAGGGGGCAGCAAACAUCUGAAUUUAUUUUCUUAUUUCUGUAAUUAUUAUUUACAAGUUUAAUAUAUGUUAUUGCUAUUAAUUAUACUCCUUUCAUUAGAGCACCUGAAAAUCUCACAUGUAUCUUAUUACAUGUUACAUUUAUGCUUUAAGUCUUUUUGUGUUUUAGUGAAUUUACUCCUUUGUAUUUUUUAAUGAU